CGCGGCACUGCAAGCUGCAACAGGAAGGUCGGCUUGGGACCUGCGUGCCGGCAGGGAUGGCCGACAGGAGCCAGGACCGGAGCCUGCGGGAGGAGCUGACCUGUGUCAUCUGCUGCGACCUCUUCGUGGAGCCCGUCAUGCUGGACUGCAUGCACCACUUCUGCAAGGCCUGCAUCCAGGGCUACUGGGAGAGCUGUGCCCACGUCCCCACCUGCCCCCAGUGCCGCCGAGAGUUCCCCAGCAGGGCUUUCCGCACGCACUACCUGCUGUCGGGGCUGGUGGAGAAGGUGCGGCGCUGCGGCUCCGCAGAGCAACGGCACAAGAUGCAGAAGCACCUGGAAGAGGCUUUGGAAGCUCGUCAGAAGGAGAUGGAGAACUUCUUGCGGAGGAAGCGUGCAACACAGGAAGAUAUCUGUGGCCUAACGAAGGUGUCCGGGGAGCUGAACUUCAAGAUCCGUGCAGAGUUUGCCCGGCUGCAUCAGAUCCUGGAGGAAGAGGAGAGAGCUGUGCUGGCGGAGCUGGGCCAAGAGGAGGAGCGGUCCCUGGCCCGUCUGCACGGGGACGUCCACCGGCUGGAGGAGGGGGUGUCGGUGCUGCAGAGGGACAUAGAGCACAUAGAGCAGACCCUGGGCAAGGUGGAAGAGGUGUCCUUGCUGGAGGUGGAGAGCCUGGAUAUCAGGCCCUCGGUGCGUGUUGAGACCCAGCCCGCCUUCGACCUGGAGCACUACAGGGACAGCCGCAGCGGCCCCUUGCAGUACAUCUUCUGGAGACAGAUGCUGCGCUCCAUCUGCCCCGCUCCUGCCCCGCUCACCUUCGACCCCGAGUCAGCCCACCCCAACCUGGUCUUCUCCAGAGACCUGACAGCAGUGACGGAGAGGAGUCGAGCACAGCCUGUCCCCAGCAGCCCCCGGCGCUUCCGUCAGUGCGUCAAUGUCCUGAGCUCACAGACCUUCGACAGCGGCCGGCACUACUGGGAGGUCUGGGUGGGCAGCAAAACCAAGUGGGACCUGGGGGUGGCCUCUGAAGCUGUGGACCGGGCAGCGAAGGUGAAGUUGUGCCCAGAGAACGGCUACUGGACACUUCGCCUGAGGAACAGGACGGAGUACUGGGCCACUGCCACCCCCUGGGUGCGCCUGACUCCCCGCCGGCCCCCCCGGAAAGUGGGGGUCUUCCUGGACUGCCAGGAGGGCACCGUCACCUUCUUCGAUGCUGGGGACAUGUCCCACCUCUUCACCUUCCACCAGGUCUCGGCAGAGAGAUACUGCCCCUUCUUCAGCACCUGCUUCAGCGAUGGGAGGGCCAACAUAGAACCCAUGCGCCUCUGCCACCUGGCCCUGUGAGGGACAAGGAGGAGGAGGGGUGCUUUGGGGACACCAGCCUGGUUCCUUGUCUCAGCCAGCUGGGGCCACGCUGGAGGCCAGUUCUGCACACACAGGCCUGGUGGGUGUUGGAGGGGCUGUUCUGGUUUCAGUUUUGGAAGGAAGGAAGGGGAUGAGUCUCAUCCCAGCUGUUGUCUUUCCCCUCACUUCUCCAUGCCAUGGGGUGCUGGUGGCACUCUGUGUUCCUGGGGGUGCUUGGCAUCCCUUGAAGAACAACCCUCUGUGCCUGAGCGUUCCACAAUUCAAUAAGGGUGGGCACAGGGCUGGGGUGGAGAUGGCUGUAGGCUGCCUGCACCUCCUGUCCUUUCAUGCUGCCACCCAUAAACCCUGUGGAGGAGGGUAGUGGUCCUGGAGCACCGUGAGGUGUCUCUCGAUGCCCAACUCUGCGUCCCAGCAGGGUGGGCUUUGUUUGCUGGAAGAGCUCCGUGGGGAAGGGGCUUCGUUUGCUGGAAGAGCUCCGUGGGGAAGGGGCUUCGUUUGCUGGAAGAGCUCCGUGGGGAAGGGCUCCGGGCCGGCGGCAGAGGGAGCUCGGUGCACAGCGUGGGCCCCACGGCAGCCCAGGGCCACGGCGCGGCCUCCUUUCUCCUCACUCACUAUUAAAGCUCAUUAGAAAG
Calidris pugnax (ruff) is the source of this 1993-nucleotide messenger RNA. RefSeq names its product zinc-binding protein A33-like. The record is from RefSeq and is a predicted model, not a curated record. NCBI's taxonomy places the organism in Eukaryota, Metazoa, Chordata, Aves, Charadriiformes, Scolopacidae. Bases 57 to 1340 code for a protein of 427 amino acids. Gene Ontology annotation, molecular function: metal ion binding; protein binding. The transcript is spliced from 7 exons.